CACACACUUCAUAAUGUGGUCUGGGAAUGAGCUCGCAAUAUGGAUCACAGCGUUGGCCAUCGCCACGAUGGCCGUCCCGGCGGAGACGAACACGACCGCCACCAUGGCAACCUCUGCGGACCCCGUCAUGACCCAACAGUCCACGACACUUCCUGUAUCCACGGCAACCAACAGCACCCCCGGUGACUCCACAUCCGCCGCCAUGACGUCGACCACGGCGUCGACCACGGCGUCGACCACGGCGUCGACCACGGCGUCGACCACGGCGUCGACCACGGCGUCGACCACGGCGUCGACCACGGCGUCGACCACGGCGUCGACCACGGCGUCGACCACGGCGUCGACCACCAAGACUGCGCCGCCGGCGGCGGGCGUUCCCGAUUGGGGAAUCGCUCUGCUGGUUCUGGCUGCUCUGGUUCUGCUGCUGCUGAUCCUGCUGCUCGUUGGACUGCUGUCGUGGUGCUGCUGCUCUAAGGGGCGACAUGAGCGCCCUGACGACAUCCCCCUCUACACCACACACUCUCGCUUCUGGCACUCCAACGGCGGCGCUUACGAGGACGUGGACAAGCCCGCCAAGAUGACCGCCAUGUGAGGGUCUGCGAGGGCGCAGGACAAAACUUUUUUUUUUGGUCUUUUUUUUAUUCUUGCGGGUUUCCAGUAAUUGCAGAUCGAUCAAAAAUGACGAUUAAUGUGUCGACGGAGGAAGGUGGAGCACCUCGGCCAGGAAUGCCGGAGGUCCAAGUCCAAGUGGUUCCUGUGGGGCUCGGCUCGGUGAGUCAGACCACGUCUUUCAUCUCCAUGGCAACCUGCUCGUCAAUCACCUCAGCAUAAGGACAUGAGAGGAUAAAUAAAAACAA
Nerophis lumbriciformis (worm pipefish) is the source of this 857-nucleotide messenger RNA. RefSeq lists its product as uncharacterized. The record is from RefSeq and is a predicted model, not a curated record. NCBI's taxonomy places the organism in Eukaryota, Metazoa, Chordata, Actinopteri, Syngnathiformes, Syngnathidae.